Desarmillaria tabescens is the source of this 1443-nucleotide messenger RNA. RefSeq lists its product as uncharacterized. The transcript is spliced from 8 exons. Gene Ontology annotation, molecular function: metallodipeptidase activity. NCBI's taxonomy places the organism in Eukaryota, Fungi, Basidiomycota, Agaricomycetes, Agaricales, Physalacriaceae. Gene Ontology annotation, biological process: proteolysis. Bases 1 to 1443 code for a protein of 480 amino acids. The record is from RefSeq and is a predicted model, not a curated record.
AUGCCUGCACCUCCAGAAUUCAUCAAGUUCAUCGACGAUAAUGCUGAAAGUGUUAUCAACCGUCUCGCUGAGGCAGUUGCAAUCCCAAGUGUGAGCGGCGACGCCAAGCAUAGACAGGAUGUCUUCAAGAUGGCCCACUGGCUGAACGCUCAGCUUAAAUCAUACGGCGUUGAAACCCGGCUUACCGAUCUCGGAAAGCACGUUAUGGAUGGUCAGGAGCUCCAGCUGCCUCCUGCGAUUCUGGGAAAGAUUGGAAACGACCCGAAUAAGAAGACCGUGCUUAUCUACGGCCAUUUUGAUGUUCAGCCCGCCAAUCUUUCUGAUGGAUGGUCCUCUGAACCGUUUACGUUGACCAUCAACCACGAGAAUGGACAGCUAGUGGGACGUGGAUCCACAGAUGACAAGGGUCCCAUUCUUGGUUGGCUCAAUGUUCUCCAGUACCACGCCGAGAACAAGAAAGAGCUACCAGUCAACAUCAAAUUCUGCUUUGAAGGGAUGGAAGAGAGCGGAAGCGAGGGACUUGAUGAACUUGUUGAGAAGGAGGCACAACCUGGAGACUGGUUUGACGGCGUAGACUGUGUUUGCAUCUCCGAUAACUAUUGGCUCAACACCCGAACGCCCGUCCUGACUUAUGGAUUACGCGGAAUUUCUUACUUCAAGAUCAAUAUCACCGGUCCUAGUUGGGAUCUGCACUCUGGUGUCUUCGGACGCACGAUACACGAACCUAUGACCGACCUCGUUAUGCUUAUGUCCAAGCUUGUGGAUACACAAGGCCAUAUCCUUAUUCCCGGCGUGGAAGAAAUGGUCCCGCCAGCAUUUGCGGAUGAACGCUCUAUAUACGAGAAACUGGAUUAUGCCAUCGAGGACAUCGAAGCAGCCGCCGGUGCUAGCAUCGCACUGUCUUCCGACAAGGUUGAGGUGCUGAUGGGACGGAUGAGAUCGCCAAGUCUAUCGCUUCACGGAAUUGAAGGUGCAUUUUAUGGUGCUGGCGCUAAAACUGUCAUUCCAGCCAAGGUCGCUGGGAAGUUCAGUAUCAGACUAGUACCCCCUCAGACACCAGAGAACAUUGCGCCCCUUGUAAACACGUAUCUGGAAGCUGAAUUUGCAAAACUGGGAAGCAAGAAUAAGAUGGUGAUAGAAGAGCUUCAUGGAGGUAGGCCGUGGCUGGCAGACCUGAAUCAUUGGAACUUUGAGGCUGCCAAGGCAGCUACCAGGGCGGUGUACAAGCAGGAGCCCGACAUGACGAGGGAAGGUGGAUCCAUACCCGUUACGUUAACAUUUGCCGAAGCUCUUGGUGCGAAUGUUGUCCUUCUGCCUAUGGGGAGAGGGGAUGAUGGUGCACAUUCCACGAAUGAGAAGCUAGAUCGCUCCAAUUUUAUCGAAGGAUCUAAGCUUCUAGGCACUUAUCUCUACGAACUUGCGGCCGUUCAGGGGAAGAAGUAA